AUGCAUUUCACCGUGAUAGUACCACUGGUGCUGUCCAUAGUGGCCUUCGUCCUCUCCUUCCUGGCACUCUUCGCCGGCCACAAGGAGGGUUUCAUGGAGGAUUACGACGUCGUCCGCCUCAACAUGUCGACCCUGGGCUACAACCUGAUCCCCACCGCCACCGAAGAAGCCGACCCGGCGUCGACCACGGACGGCUUCCUCGACAGGUUCGUCGACGGCGUCAGCGACCGCGUGUCUGAUAUCAUCAACGACAUUGGCAACGACGUUGCCGACCGCCUCGCCGACGAGCUGGGCGUCUCUGAGUGGUACUCGCUGCACCUCAUGGACGUAUGCCAGGGCGACUUCGCCCCCAACGUGACGGCGCCCAACGCCUGGCUGAACGUCACCAACUGCACUCAGCCGUCUCCUGGUCCCAACGUCAACCUCACCAGGAUGCUGGACCAGGAGCUCUCGAUCGGUCCCCUGCGCCUGAGCCUCGCCGACCUCAACUGGCCCGACACCAUCGAGGACACCCUGGACAAGGUCAACAAGUUCCUCCUCGCCAUCUGGGUCCUUUACGUCUUGGGCAUCGCUUUCUCCGGCCUCGCUGUCCUCGGCUCCCUUGCGGCCUUCUUCCUCGGCUUCAAGAAGCGCACGACGGUGACCAACUUCGUCUUCGCCAUCCUGGCCGCCCUCGUCCUAUUUGCUGGCAGUCUCAUCACGACCAUCGGCGCAAAGGAGGGCGCCAAGCAGAUCACAGACAUUGGCGAGGACAUUGGCAUCUCGGCUGAGGCCGGACAGAAGUUUAUGAUCAUUUCGUGGGUCGCAUUCGCCGUCAUGUUCGCAGCCGCCGUCUACUGGGUUACGCAGUUCUGCGUCGAGAGGCGAUCGACUCGCAGGCGUGGUUUCAGCGAGAAGCGUCGCCACCAGAAGGGCAGCUUUUAA
Colletotrichum higginsianum IMI 349063 is the source of this 924-nucleotide messenger RNA. RefSeq names its product SUR7 protein. Gene Ontology annotation, biological process: fungal-type cell wall organization. The record is from RefSeq and is a predicted model, not a curated record. Lineage: Eukaryota; Fungi; Ascomycota; Sordariomycetes; Glomerellales; Glomerellaceae. Bases 1 to 924 code for a protein of 307 amino acids. The transcript is spliced from 2 exons. Gene Ontology annotation, cellular component: plasma membrane; cell cortex of cell tip.